GAAGUCAGGAGGGUAACCUCUCCUCUGCUUACGUUUAACCUUUCUUUUCUUGAGCUCCUGUUAGAGGUGAAAAAUUCGCUACAAAGUUCUUAUAAGAAAUGGAAGCUCAGGAAGAUGUGCUAAAAAAAUUCAUAGGUUUGGGUUUGAGUGAAUCUAAAGCAAAAGAAACAAUUAAAAAUUCAAAUGUUACCAAUAAUUUAUUAACCAUUAUAAAACUAGUUAAUAGUGAUGCAAUACCGCAGCCCAAUGGAAUUUUAUUGUACCAUCUUGCUACUAAAAUGAAACCUCAGAUGGCUCGACACUUACCAAUUCUAGUUGAGUAUAUAAUGCAAAAUAACUUAGACUCUACACUGAGAGUAGAUAAGGCUAUAGAGUAUGCUAUAGGACAUAUUGAUAACUUUUCGAAAGAGGAUUUCAAAAAUUAUUGUGGUAUUGGAGUUGUAGUAACUCCCGAACAAAUAGAGAAUGCUGUUGAAACAUUGAUCAAUGAGAACAAGGAAGAGAUUAUCUCGAAAAGAUAUCGUUUCAACUCAGGUCUCUUGAUGCAAAAAGUGAGAAACUCAUUACCAUGGGCUGAUGGAAAGGCAGUUAAAAAUGAAAUUGAUUUACAAUUCGUGACACUUUUGGGACCCAAGACAGAAGCAGAUCUGGCUCCGCCUCCGAAACAAGAAAGAAAAGUGAAGCCUAAAGAAGAAAAAACUAGUAAGACAGUUGAAAAGAGCAAAGCAGGAGAUGAAAUAAAAAAUGCUCUCUCUAUAUUAGAUGUUAUGAAAAAAAUUGAUUUUCAUAAACCUGGUGAAAAUUUCAAAACAGAUGGGUAUGUUGUAACGGCAAAUACCCAGAAAUUAUUGGAAGAGCACUUGAAAAUAACUGGUGGUAAAGUUAAAACUAGAUUUCCUCCUGAACCAAAUGGUAUUUUACAUAUCGGACAUGCCAAAGCUAUAAAUAUAAAUUUUGGUUAUGCAAAAGCUAACAAUGGAACAUGCUACCUCAGAUAUGAUGAUACUAACCCUGAAAAAGAAGAGGAAAAGUUUUUUGUGGGAAUUAAAGACAUGGUUACUUGGUUAGGUUAUGAACCUCAUAAAAUAACCCAUUCUUCUGAUUAUUUCGACCAGUUAUAUGAAUGGGCAGUAGAGCUCAUUAAAAAAGGGUUGGCUUAUGUUUGCCAUCAAACUGCUGAUGAGAUGAAAGGAUUCAAUCCAGAACCUUCACCUUGGAGGAACCGCCCAAUAGAAGAGAAUCUCCAACUUUUUGAAGACAUGAAGAAUGGUAAAAUAGAUGAAGGCACAGCAACUCUGAGAAUGAAAAUCACUUUGGAAGAAGGAAAACUAGAUCCUGUUGCUUAUAGAGUGAGGUUCAUUCCUCAUCACAGAACAGGAGAUAAGUGGUGCAUCUAUCCAACUUAUGAUUUCACUCAUUGCCUUUGUGAUAGCAUUGAAAAUAUCACCCACUCUCUAUGUACCAAGGAAUUCCAGUCAAGACGUUCAAGUUACUAUUGGUUAUGUAAUGCUCUAGAUAUUUAUUGCCCUGUACAAUGGGAAUAUGGCAGACUCAAUGUUAAUUAUACCGUUGUUUCUAAAAGAAAAAUUGCUAAACUCAUUGAUUGUGGUAUUGUGAAAGAUUGGGAUGACCCAAGACUCUUUACAUUGACCGCUCUUCGUCGUAGGGGGUUUCCUGCUGAAGCAAUCAAUAAUUUCUGUGCUCAACUUGGCGUUACUGGUGCUCAAAGCACAGUAGAUCCUUCAAUGUUGGAAGCCUAUGUGAGGGAUUACUUGAAUCAUGUGGCUCCGCGGCAGAUGGUAGUGAUUGAACCACUAAAAAUUGCAAUUGAGAAUUUUCCCCAUAACAAACCUGUAUCAAUUGAAGUUCCGAAAUUUCCCAACAACCCUGAAUUGGGGUCUAGAACAGCCAUUCUAGAUCGAAUAAUCUAUAUUGAAAGGACUGAUUUCAUGGAAGAAGGAAUCAAAGGUUUUAGAAGGUUGACUAAGAGCCAAUGUGUUGGUCUGAGAUAUGCUGGACUUGUCUUAAAUGUACGUAAAAUAAUCAAGGAUCAUGAUGGAUUAGUAUCUGAGGUUAUAUGCAAAUGUAUUGAAGUUAAGGACGCUCCUGAUAAACCUAAAGCAUUCAUCCACUGGGUCAGUAAUCCAAUGGAAAUUCAAGUAAACCUAUUCUCCCCCCUCUUCAACCACAAGAAUCCUGAAGACCCAAAUGAAGUUCCUGGGGGAUACCUCAGUGAUUGUAAUUUGGAUUCCCAUAAGAUAGUGAGAGGUUUAGCAGAUGUGUCGUUGAAAGGAUCAAAGGUAUAUGACAAGUUUCAGUUUGAAAGGGUUGGAUUUUUCUCGGUAGAUUCAGAUACAACAAAUGAAAUUUUGGUACUGAACCAAACUGUUGGACUCAAGGAAGAUGCAGGAAAGUAAUACUUUCUGUGAAUUUUAUUUAUUGAAAAUUAUUAUAUUUUCAUAAAAAUA
Messenger RNA from Harmonia axyridis, 2468 nucleotides. RefSeq names its product probable glutamine--tRNA ligase. The transcript is spliced from 4 exons. Lineage: Eukaryota; Metazoa; Arthropoda; Insecta; Coleoptera; Coccinellidae. Gene Ontology annotation, cellular component: aminoacyl-tRNA synthetase multienzyme complex; cytoplasm; cytosol. Gene Ontology annotation, molecular function: ATP binding; glutamine-tRNA ligase activity. The record is from RefSeq and is a predicted model, not a curated record. The coding region runs from base 99 to 2417 and encodes 772 amino acids. Gene Ontology annotation, biological process: glutaminyl-tRNA aminoacylation; translation.